AUGAGCUCCCCCGGCCGAGUCUGUGCUCGCUGUUCUCGCAUCAAACAACGAUGCGACGGCGGCCUUCCGUGUUCACGAUGCAAACGUCUCGGUCACAUAUGCACACCGCGCAGUCCGUCCGAUAAGGGAGAUCCGGUGGCUGUGAUACGACGGCCUAGAGCAUCGCGCUCCCGCAGCGGGUGUCUGUCCUGCAAGGCGAGGAAGAAGAAGUGCGAUGAGAAUCGCCCGAGAUGCAGCGAUUGCCGCCGACUGAAUACCGCUUGCCAGUGGCCCGUCAAUACUGAUGAUGCAGACAACGUUGUCUCUUCUCCAGCAUCUCAUGCGACGGUCUCGACAAUCGCUGAUCCGAUGGAUGAUUCCGACGGCGAUCCGCAGGGUCUCGACUUAACCCCUCUGGACGACGAGGAGUUUAUUGCCACGCUUUUCCCACAUCCAAUACCCAAACAGAUCACGUUUCUUCCGAUUGAUAGGUCACCGAUUUCCGCAAAUCCAUACCUGCGCAGUGACGAAGACCGAUCGCUGUUUAACCACUAUGUCCACGUCGUAGCCCGUGCCCUGUCCCGAUCACACGAUCCUGAUCGGAACCCAUUCCUAAUAACGCUCUUGCCGCUGGCGGCAGCGUCGGACACGGUGACGAGUGUAAUUUUGAGUCUCAGUGGUUGCCAUUGGAAGCGAGUGUAUCCAAGCAUUUGGAGAUCCGCCUUGAGGCGACAGGGCAAAGGUCCCAUUCCCGAUCCACCCCUUGGAUUGACCCAGACUAACACCCCUGCAGCAUUAACUCAGGUGAACACGCUUCUCGGCCGGCCGGAUCGUCAAUGUAUCUUCGAGGCGUGCGUCACGGUGCUUUUGCUAUGUCUAACCGAGCUGUUCGACGGCACAUCGCGCGUAUGGAAAUGGCACCUCAAAGCCGCCAGUGCCAUCCUCAAGUCUCCAGCAUUCCAGAACCUCGUCUCAACCGAUGAACAGACAUUCUGUAUCAGUCUUUUCCACUAUUUGGACUCGAUGUCCACCAUCUCCAGGUGCAAAGCACCUCUCCUCCGUGAUGGCGAUAGCAUGACCGAGUUGACCACGUCUGUCCGGCGGAGUAGCGCGCCGGAGCUCGAGCGCAGCCAGUCCACCGAUGCAAUAUACGGAAUCUCUCCUGCCCUAUUUGAUUACCUGGGGACGGUCAACCUGCUGGCGAAUCAUCGGAGCAAGCGCGUGGACGAGUUAUCCGAGAUUGGCUUCCGAGCGGCGGCAACUCAUCUGGAGAAUCGGAUUGACGAGUGGAGGGCGGAUCAAAAUCACGUUGUGGAGCAGGAGCCCGACACGGAGCAUGCCACCACUGCAUUUGAGUGGGCGAUCCGAUUGCGCCUGCACCAGGUGGUGGAGGGUUACGACCCGUUGCAUGCCUUUGUUGAACGAGCCAUUGUAACGAUCCUCGAUGCCGUGCAGGAGAUCCCAUAUGCCAGCCGAGUGGAGGGGUGUCUUCUAUUUCCAUUGGUAAUCGCUGGGUCUAGCAGUGUCAGCAUGGAACGGCGCAUGAUGGUCAAGGAGCGACUGAUGGUGAUGGAGAAUACGCUAGGGUUCAGUCAUAUCCAGUACGCACGACAGCUACUGGAGACGGUGUGGAGUGAAGCGGAAGGCACGGGAGAUAUGAACUGGGCCUCGGUACGAUACAGUCAAUUCCCCGGUGUAGUGUUUGUCUAG
Molecule: messenger RNA, 1689 nt
Organism: Penicillium cinerascens
Lineage: Eukaryota; Fungi; Ascomycota; Eurotiomycetes; Eurotiales; Aspergillaceae
Exons: 4
Coding region: 1-1689 (562 amino acids)
Biological process (GO): positive regulation of transcription by RNA polymerase II
Cellular component (GO): nucleus
Molecular function (GO): zinc ion binding; DNA-binding transcription factor activity, RNA polymerase II-specific; transcription cis-regulatory region binding
Source: RefSeq, a predicted model, not a curated record